AUGCAAGAAGAACAACUGCGCCCACGAUUUCCCCGACGCAACCACCUACCAGCCCUUAAUGGCCCUGUGGGCCUCGCUGCAAAGAAAGCCCAUGACCUUGGCCGCACACAUAUAGCGGCCACUUCCACUAUUGAGGAGAUCAGAGAUCUCACCAUCGCUGCCAUCAGUGCCCCACCUGACUCGCUGCUCAUGUCCACCUCGAGCGUUUUGGGCACAGGCAACGACUGGGUCUCUGAUGAGUAUGUUCUCGCUGACCUCACUGUACCCCAUGUUGUAUGGCAUGCUACCAUUUUAUCCACCUCCUCCUCUGCCCCGUCCUCCCCUAUUCCUAUGCUGAUCAACUGUGGUUUACCAUCAGUUCUGAUUCGUGAGGACAUCAUUGAACAUUUCCAGCUCCACCGAAUCAAGCUCUCCCAACCCUUCCCUCUUGGCAACACUUGGGGCUCAGGACGAGAGGAUGCACAUGAGUGGGCAAAGUUACAUAUCACUUCUCCUGAUUUUUCUUGGUCUUCCAUCUCCUGUCAAGCCAUCAUCGUUCCUUCUCUCUGUGCCCCUGUAAUUCUGUGUAAUCCUUUCCUGAAAUUCAAUCAUCUUGUACUUGACAUCUCUGCUGGUUCCUUAAUGGAUAAGUGCACUCAAUGCAACAUUCUCAUUGACGUACCUCGGCCACCACUUUCCCCACCCCCAACGUCUCCUGCUGAGCGUCGUCGAGAAGCCAAAGAGAUGCACCACAUACAAGCACAAUUUUUCCUGGGCUAA
Sparassis crispa is the source of this 759-nucleotide messenger RNA. RefSeq lists its product as hypothetical. The record is from RefSeq and is a predicted model, not a curated record. The coding region runs from base 1 to 759 and encodes 252 amino acids. Lineage: Eukaryota; Fungi; Basidiomycota; Agaricomycetes; Polyporales; Sparassidaceae. The transcript has a single exon.